CAAAGUCUCAGGUUCCUUUGAAGAUCACCUUCUAAACCCAAAUCAUUUGCAAGCUUUUGGAUUCGAGCUUUCCUCCACAAUGACUCUCUCUCUCCGAAUCGCUCCGUCACCGUUAUCUUUCCGUUACUCUCCGGUUCCGGCAACCGCCUCCGGCGGAGGAUUACGUUCCGUGAAGCAGCGCUGCCGGAUCCCGAACUCAGGCGUCGCGGCGGCGAAAACAGGAUUCUGUUCCGGCGGUGGUGGUGUGUUAGAUUUAAGGAAGAAGAUCGGUUCCUGUGUGGUGGUGAGGUGUAGCUUAGAGACACUGAAUGUCAGUGUCGGCGAGGUGACGGAGGUUGACAAGGACACGUUCUGGCCAAUCGUUAAAGCCGCCGGUGAUAAGCUUGUUGUCCUCGACAUGUACACUCAGUGGUGUGGACCGUGCAAAGUUAUGGCUCCUAAAUACAAAGAGCUAUCAGAGAAGUACCAGGACAUGGUGUUUCUUAAGCUUGACUGCAACGAAGACAACAAGCCAGUGGCAAAGGAGCUAGGAAUUAGAGUGGUUCCAACCUUUAAGAUCUUGAAGGACAGCAAGGUGAUAACGGAAGUGGUCGGGGCAAAAUUUGAUGAGUUACUUGCAGCUAUUGAUGCAGCGAGGUCAGGCUGAGCCUCAUCUCUAUAUACAUAUAAUAUCACUCCCUGCUGUAGAGUAUUAGGACAAAUUCUCUAUCAACAUGUAAUUGGUUUGGUUCUAUGUAAACUCUCUCUCUCUCUCUGUGCUGUUCCUUAACCGGAUUCAGUUGUAAUGUAACAGUGUAUGUAUAAACGCUGGAGGGCUAAAAUGCUUUAUAUAUCAAAAGUUUCAUGAACAA
Molecule: messenger RNA, 851 nt
Organism: Raphanus sativus (radish)
Lineage: Eukaryota; Viridiplantae; Streptophyta; Magnoliopsida; Brassicales; Brassicaceae
Product: thioredoxin F2, chloroplastic
Exons: 3
Coding region: 80-646 (188 amino acids)
Source: RefSeq, a predicted model, not a curated record